AUGUUGAGCAAAUUGAUUAUCAAGGGGGUGGAAUUUACCUACAGCAAGCUUAAUACAGGGGUAAAGCUUUCCGUGGAUGAAGAACAACACAUUCUUUUUUUAAGUAGUGGCACCACUAAAGAGUUUGACCUUUUAAAUACUGUUUUUAUAAGCGAACUCCUUUUACGGUUUCCAGGUUGCAGUAUUAUCAAUUUAGGAUCUUUAUCAACUUUGGAAGUGUUUGACGAAAGGUAUCAUUAUAUAUACUGUGACUUUAAAAGCGAACGUUCGGUAGAUCAUGCUUUGAAGAAACUGUUCUUGCAUCCCCUCUCCACACAUUUCAAUAUGGUAAUAAAUAAUGUCCACGAGGGAAUCCAAACCGUUUAUGAUCGCACCAUUGACUUUCAAGAUGUGGCUCAAAUAAGAGACUGUUUACGAGCCAAUUUGACACAUAUUAUGAUAAUUUUAAAAAAUGUCUUACAAAGGGGGGUCAGAAAUGAAGAUCCUUUAUAUGUCGUUAGCAUGAGCUCUACAAUUACUUUAGAUGUGAAGGAGUAUGCAAUUGGCUAUACUUCCGCCAAAGCUGGACUGGCACACUUUAUGGAUUCUUUAAGUUCUGAAGUGGAAAAAGAAUGUAAGUCUUUCUUAGUGUUUCUGCCCUACCAGCUAAGUACUGAUGACGUUCCAGUCCUAGUUGAUGACCUUCUUAAGGAUUUUCACCAUGGAAGACAGGGAGCAAAAGUAUGUCACUUGCCAACAGAAGUCAACAGAAUACAUAUUAGAAAAGAUGCACUUAAGUUGUUGAAAGAAUGGAUGUAG
Messenger RNA from Huiozyma naganishii CBS 8797, 798 nucleotides. RefSeq names its product Srl4p (gene SRL4). The coding region runs from base 1 to 798 and encodes 265 amino acids. The transcript has a single exon. The record is from RefSeq and is a predicted model, not a curated record. NCBI's taxonomy places the organism in Eukaryota, Fungi, Ascomycota, Saccharomycetes, Saccharomycetales, Saccharomycetaceae.